AUGAUCCACAAGCUGACCCUCCUCUCGUUGUUCGUUCUCGUCGCCAUUGCCGUGGUUUCGGGAGACGAAACCUCGACCGCCAUUGCCAAAACGACGAAGAAUCUCGUGACGGAGAAAGACGUUAACGGAACUGUUACAUCGAUAGAGCCGACUUUUGAAGAGCGACCGGAAGGAAACCGCGGAGAAGCGGAAGAAAACCCCGCUAAUAUAACCGAAGGCCCUGCCGAUGGUGCCAAUUCCCAAGACUGGACCCAUCUCGCCAUGGGUUAGUUGCUCGUUAGUUAUUUCUCAAUGACUUCAUUUGCAGGUGCCAUGGCCAUCGUCUUCAUCCGUAUGAUGUGA
Molecule: messenger RNA, 342 nt
Organism: Caenorhabditis sp. 36 PRJEB53466
Lineage: Eukaryota; Metazoa; Nematoda; Chromadorea; Rhabditida; Rhabditidae
Source: the annotation of a GenBank genome assembly